Molecule: messenger RNA, 2604 nt
Organism: Exophiala viscosa
Lineage: Eukaryota; Fungi; Ascomycota; Eurotiomycetes; Chaetothyriales; Herpotrichiellaceae
Product: endoribonuclease ysh1
Exons: 3
Coding region: 46-2604 (852 amino acids)
Biological process (GO): mRNA 3'-end processing by stem-loop binding and cleavage
Cellular component (GO): mRNA cleavage and polyadenylation specificity factor complex
Molecular function (GO): RNA endonuclease activity; 5'-3' RNA exonuclease activity; RNA binding
Source: RefSeq, a predicted model, not a curated record
ACUGGCCGCUACUUUUCGUCACAGCGACACCCAUAGCGCGCAAUUAUGGCGACGAAACGAAAGGCUGCCGCUAUGGCUACAGCCGAAGAUGACGACCCGGUCGACCCUUCGGAUGAGCUGGUUUUUAUCGGACUCGGCGGAUGUCAAGAGGUGGGAAGAUCAUGCCAUAUCUUGCAGUACAAGGGGAAGACUGUCAUGCUUGACGCCGGUAUGCACACUGGUCGAGAAGGAAUGUCGGCCAUGCCGUACUUUGAUGAUUUCGACCUCAGUACUGUGGAUAUUCUUUUGAUCAGCCAUUUCCAUCUGGAUCACGCAGCUGCGCUUCCUUACGUCCUCGCGAAGACCGACUUCAGAGGCAGAGUCUUCAUGACACAUCCAACCAAAGCGAUCUACAAAUGGCUCAUACAAGACUCAGUCCGGGUCAGCAAUACUUCGUCCACCUCGGACCAGAGAACUUCGCUAUACACGGAAGCCGAUCACAUUAACACCCUUCCCCAGAUCGAGACUAUCGACUUCUAUACUACGCAUACAGUGUCAGGUGUCAGGAUAACACCAUAUCCAGCUGGCCAUGUCCUGGGGGCUGCCAUGUUCCUGAUCAACAUUGCUGGACUCAAUAUCUUCUUCACAGCGGAUUACUCUAGAGAACAAGAUCGCCAUCUGGUCGCUGCUGAAGUGCCCAACAAGACAACUGUUGGCAAGAUCGACGUCCUCAUCACGGAAUCGACUUUUGGUAUCUCAAAUGCACCUCCUCGCGCCGAAAGAGAAGCAGGAUUACUCAAGGGUGUUUCCAAUAUUAUAAAUCGAGGAGGCAAGGUAUUGAUGCCUGUGUUUGCUCUGGGUCGAGCACAAGAACUUUUGCUCAUACUGGAAGAUUACUGGCAACGGCACCCGGAGCUACAAAAGAUUCCGAUCUACUACACAGGAAACACAGCGCGAAAGUGUAUGGUCGUAUACCAGACUUACAUCAAUGCCAUGAACGAUAACAUCAAACGAAUCUUUCGGGAGCGUAUGGCCGAAGCCGAAGCCGCUGGAAACGCCAAAGGCGUCAGUGCUGGGCCUUGGGACUUCCGCUUCGUACGAAGUCUGCGUAAUCUUGAUCGAUUCGACGAUGUGGGCGGAUGCGUUAUGUUGGCAUCUCCUGGUAUGCUGCAGUCAGGCAUGUCACGCGUCCUUCUUGAACGUUGGGCACCCGAUCCGCGCAACGGAGUGCUCAUGACUGGUUAUAACGUCGAGGGCACCAUGGCGAGGACGAUUCUAUCGGAACCGGAAAUGAUUCCAGCAAUAAUGAGCGGCGGACACGCCGGUGCAGGGCAGAAUAUGGGUCGAAAAGUCAGGGACGACGAUGCGGCGGUGAUGAUUCCUCGACGAUGCACGGUCGAGGAGUUUCAGUUCGCAGCACACGUUACUGGGGUUGAGAACGUCGAGUUUAUCGAACAAGUCGCAUCACCUCAUGUCAUUCUUGUGCAUGGAGAAAGAUCUCAAGCAGCAAGAUUAAGGUCAAGAUUGCUGGACCUUAACUCGAGACGGUUGGCAAGCAACCCCAAGGCACAUCAAACCAAAGUCUACAGCCCCGAGAAUGGCGCCGAAGUCAAAAUCCCCUUCAGAAAGGACAAGAUCGCAAAGGUUGUGGGCAAACUCGCUCAGAUACCGCCGCCAAACUCAGCUGAUUCUGAUGACUCGAGGGUUGUCAGCGGCGUUCUGGUGCAGAACGGGUUCAAACUUAGCCUUAUGGCGCCUGAGGAUCUUCGGGAGUAUGCUGGUUUGACCACUACUACCAUCCUAUGUCGACAGCACAUCACUCUUGCCACAGCAGGAAUUGAGCUCAUUCGCUGGGCUUUAGAAGGCACUUUCGGCAGCAUUGAGGAGACUAGUCACGUCAAGUCCGAGGCUAACGGCCACACAGGCCAGAACAGAUCUAAUGGCGUUAAAGACGAGGAGGAAGCGGAUGAGGAAAUUGUGCCGGAGCCACAACGGACCUUCCUCAUUAUGGGCUGCGUUGCCCUCAAAUGGUCAGGCCGAGAGAAACAGAUCGAAUUGGAAUGGGAAGGGAAUACUAUGAAUGACGGUAUUGCUGAUGCUGUUAUGGCAGUAUUGAUGACGGUCGAAAGCAGCCCUGCAGCGGUCAAAUACUCGUCGUCCAAGUCCUCACACCACCACCAUCAUGUGCAUGAGCAGAACGGAAUCUCAUUCCCGCACAACGAGCACAAAAACAUAUCAUCAGACGACAGGUUCUCCAGGCUAUGCAUGUUCCUGGAAGAACAAUUUGGCGAUCAUGUCGCGCCUAUCGAAACACCGAAAGUGUCCGUUCAACCAGACACUAAGGGCACGCCAGCAGCAGAUGCGGAGGUGAAAGAAGAGCAAUCAGACGAGGAAAUUGACAUCGAAAGCGCCCAAGCCGCCGAGCGCGCGAGACUUGCAGCCAUGGGUAUCCCGGUACCAGGACUGGAGAUAAGAGUCGACAAGAACGUGGCGAAACUCUGGCUGGAGCACCUCGACGUUGAGUGCGGCAACGCUGUUCUACGUGAUCGCGUCAAGGCUGUGGUUGAGAGGGCCGUGGAGACUGUUGCCCCGUUGUGGGCAGUACGGGAACAAGUCAAAGUUUGA